Messenger RNA from Chrysochloris asiatica (Cape golden mole), 1581 nucleotides. It is a transcript of the gene INSM1, whose product is annotated as insulinoma-associated 1. Bases 1 to 1581 code for a protein of 526 amino acids. Lineage: Eukaryota; Metazoa; Chordata; Mammalia; Afrosoricida; Chrysochloridae. The record is from RefSeq and is a predicted model, not a curated record. Gene Ontology annotation, cellular component: nucleus; transcription repressor complex. The transcript has a single exon. Gene Ontology annotation, molecular function: RNA polymerase II cis-regulatory region sequence-specific DNA binding; DNA-binding transcription repressor activity, RNA polymerase II-specific. Gene Ontology annotation, biological process: negative regulation of transcription by RNA polymerase II; regulation of cell cycle process; neuron differentiation.
AUGCCCCGCGGCUUCCUAGUGAAGCGCAGCAAGAAGUCCACGCCAGUGUCCUACCGGGUCCGCUGUGGCGAGGACGGCGACCGCGCGCUGCUGCUCUCCCCGGGCUGUGGGGGAGCCCGCGCCGAGCCUCCAGCACCAAGCUCAGGGCCCGGGCCGCUGUCGUUGCCGCUACCGCUGCCGCCGCCGCCACCGCCGCCGCCGCCGCCGCCGCCUACCGAGCGCGCCCAUGCGGUGCUCGCCGCCGCCCUCGCCUGUGCGCCUGGCCCGCCGCCUCCCUCACCCGGCCCGCGCACCGCGCACUUCGGCAACCCAGAGGCCGCGCACCCGGCGCCACUGUACAGCCCCACGCGACCGGUGAGUCGCGAGCACGAGAAACACAAGUACUUCGAGCGCAGCUUCAACCUCGGCUCGCCUGUCUCGGCCGAGUCCUUCCCCACGCCCGCCGCGCUGCUCGGGAGCGGCGGUGGGCACAGCGGGCAUGUAGCGGGUGGCGGCGGCACCUGCGGUGGCGACGCACUGCUCUUUGCGCCCGCCGAGCUCAAGAUGGGCACUGCGUUCUCCGCAGGUACUGAGGCGGCCCGUGGGCCCGGGUCGAGGCCCCCGUUGCCCUCUGCCGCCGCCCUGCGGCCCCCAGGCAAGCGACCUGCGCCCCCAGCCGCUGCCGCCGCAGCGGAGCCACCUGCCAAGGCAACCAAGGCCCCGGGCGUCAAAAAGCCCAAAGCCAUCCGUAAGCUGCAUUUCGAGGACGAGGUGACCACGUCUCCAGUGCUGGGACUGAAGAUCAAGGAGGGCCCGGUGGAGGCGCCGCGGGGCCGAGCAGGGGGUGCGGCGCGGCCGUUAGGCGAGUUCAUCUGCCAGCUGUGCAAGGAGGAGUACGCCGAUCCUUUCUCGUUGGCGCAGCACAAGUGCUCGCGCAUUGUACGCGUGGAAUACCGCUGCCCAGAGUGCGCCAAGGUCUUCAGCUGCCCGGCUAACCUGGCCUCCCACCGCCGCUGGCACAAACCGCGGCCAGCGCCCGCCACAGCCCGCGCACCGGAGCCCGAAGCGGCCGCCAGGGCUGAUGCGCGGGAGGCGACGAACGGGAGCAGCGACCGCGAUACGCCAAGUCCUGGCGGUGUGUCCGAGUCGGGCUCCGAGGACGGGCUCUAUGAGUGCCACCACUGCACCAAGAAGUUCCGCCGCCAGGCCUAUUUGCGCAAGCACCUGCUGGCGCACCACCAAGCGCUGCAGGCCAAGGUCUCGCCACCUACACCCCCCGCCGAGGACCUGCUGGCCUUGUACCCAAGGCCCGAAGAUAAGGCGCCCCAGGAAACAGCCGGCGACAGCGAGGCGACCGGCAUACUGGGUCUGAGUGCUCCCGCCGAGUGCCACCUGUGCCCGGUGUGCGGGGAGACGUUCCCCAGCAAGGGCUCCCAGGAGCGUCAUCUACGCCUGCUGCAUGCCGCUCAGGUGUUUCCCUGCAAGUACUGCCCGGCCACCUUCUACAGCUCGCCGGGCCUCACGCGGCAUAUCAACAAGUGCCACCCGUCGGAGAACAGACAAGUGAUCCUCCUGCAGGUGCCUGUGCGUCCGGCCUGCUAG